UCUGCUUAAUCCAAGGUCGGGGUCACAUUUUUGCAUAGAAAAAAUAUUAAAAGGGAAGAGAGAGAAAAAGAGGAGAGAGAGAGGAGAAAGUUCACGCUGUUACGUCAAUGGCGGUUAGGGUUUCCUUUUGAUCCCGCGAAGCUUAAUUCUUUCACUGUAAUUAAUUUCUCUCUCAUUCUCCUUCUUCACAAAAACCCUAAUCUCAAGGCCCCCCGAGGUUGAGUUAUGCGCCUUACCUGCUUUUGAAUUUGAGGAGCUGAGAUGGGCGCGCCAGAGAAAUCACAGGCUAACGCCAAUUCGAUGCAGCGUGUCAAGGUCUAUCGUCUUAAUGAUGACGGGAAAUGGGAUGACCAGGGUACUGGACAUGUUGUUGUUGAUUAUAUAGAGGUUUGUACAUCUUUGGGUUUACAUGUUUUUGAUGAAGACGACAAUGAUCAGAUACUUGUGCACCGCAUCAAUGCUGAAGAUAUUUAUAGGAAACAAGAAGAUACAAUUAUCUCGUGGAGAGAUCCAGAAUAUGGUACAGAUUUGGCACUUAGUUUUCAAGAGACUAGUGGCUGCUCUUACAUAUGGGAUCAUAUUUGCAAUGUGCGGAGGAAUAUACAUUUUAAUACAAUAAAUAGUAAUUGGCUGUUUUCUUUGCAGAUUGUGGUUGACAGUGGCAUUACAGAUCAGUUGCGGCUUACAGAUCUAAUUUUAAGUGAUCAAGAAUUUGUUCGGAAGCUGAUGGAAGUAUUUCGACUAUGUGAAGACUUAGAAAAUAUAGACGGCCUUCACAUGAUUUAUAAAAUAGUCAAAGGGAUCAUUUUACUUAAUAGCACACAGAUUUUUGAGAGGAUUUUUAGUGAUGAAUAUAUAGUGGACAUUAUUGGUGCGCUUGAGUAUGAUCCAGAGCUUCCGUGUGUUCAACAUCACCGUAAAUUCUUAAAGGAGCAUGUAAUUUUUAAGGAGGCCAUACCUAUAAAAGAUCCCUUUGUCUUGUCAAAGAUCCAUCAGACAUAUAGAGUUGGUUUUUUGAAGGAUGUUGUUUUGGCUAGGGUAUUGGAUGAGGCUACUAGUGCAAAUCUCAACUCCAUAAUACAUGCAAAUAAUGCCAUGGUUGUUUCUUUGUUGAAGGAUGACAACACAUUUAUCCAGGAGUUGUUUGCUAGGUUAAAAUUGCCUUCCACCUCUCCUGAAUCGAAGAAAAACUUGGUAUAUUUCCUGCACGAGUUUUGUACCUUAAGCAAGAGCUUACAGAUGGUCCAGCAGCUUCGGCUCUUUAGGGAUCUAAUGAAUGAAGGCGUCUUUGAUGUCAUCACCCAGGUUUUGCAAAGUCAAGAUAAGAAGUUGGUGCUAAUUGGAACAGAUAUCCUGAUUCUCUUCUUGAAUCAAGAUCCUAAUCUUUUGCGAUCCUAUGUUGUUCGGCAGGAAGGAAUAACACUUCUUGGACUUCUGGUUAAGGGAAUGAUAACAGAUUUUGGGGACAACAUGCAUUGCCAAUUUCUUGAGAUCCUUCGCAGUCUAUUGGAUUCGUGUACAUUAUCUGGACCACAGAGGGACACAGUUAUUGAUAUUUUCUUUGAGAAGCAUUUGGGUCAACUGGUUGAAGUUGUUGCAGAAUCUUGUCCUUCAGAAAGUAUGGUUGAUGCAAGCAGCAAGUUAAUAGGCUCUAGAAGAAGAGCUCAAUGUCAGAAUGUGACAAAGCCAGAGAUACUGUCCAAUAUAUGUGAAUUGCUAUGCUUUUGUGUCCUACAUCACCCUUACAGGAUAAAGUGCAAUUUUCUUCUUAACAAUGUGAUUGAAAAAAUUUUGCUACUGACACAGAGAAGAGAAAGAUACUUAGUUGUUGGUGCUGUCCGUUUUGUUCGUACUAUACUUUCCCGCCAUGAUGAGCAUCUUAUAAACUAUUUUGUACGGAACAAUGUUCUCAAACCAAUUAUAGAUGCCUUUGUUGCUAAUGGCAACCGCUACAAUCUGCUCCAUUCUGCUGUUCUGGAACUUCUGGACUAUAUACGGAAGGAGAAUAUGAAAUCAUUGUUGAAAUAUAUAAUUGAUUCUUUCUGGGACAAGUUGGUGAAAUUUGAGAAUUUGGCAUGCAUUCACUCUGUGAGAGUGAAAUAUGAGCAGUCUAUGGAUAAUGGUGGCACAAAAGAUGCUGCUAAUGUGGUCGAUCUGCGAAGAAGAACUGAUGAGCGUGCUCUGGAGGAGGAGGAGGAACAUUACUUUAAUGAGGACAGUGAUGAGGAGGAUACAGCCUCUGCAUCCAUUCCACCUAAUCAGAAAAGGGAACGACAACCUAGUUUAUCUAAUGGAGUUGCUACAAGCUAUUCACAAACAAGUCCAAGGUCCGGUGGACUGGUUGACUAUGAUGAUGAUGAGGAUGAUGAAGAUUACAGGCCACCGCCAAAGAAGCAGAAAGAAGCUUCUGAAGAUGACGGGGAAAUGGAGUUUCUUCGGCUCAAAAGGAAUCUGCCUUCAAAGGACAAGGAAUCAGAACAUGUGAAGAAGCAGAAGUCAUUCAAGAAUACAAAAUCUAAAGAUAGUGUUUUUGCUGCUUUGUGUUCAACCUUAAGCCAAGCUGUGCUACCUGGUAACAAAACUACAAACAACGUUCAUACAGGUGGUGCACCAACUGAGGGUAGAAUGAACUCAAGUGAAGACAAUCAGGGAGAGGGGGCAAAUGUUUCUACAAGUAGCUCUGAAAAUAAUAGCAAGGAAGCAGCUGAAGAUAACCAUGUAGAAAAAGAAACCGCAGCCUCCAGAGGAUUUUCUGAUCGCUUGCAUGGAACGUCAGAUAACAUACAAUUGAGUGGAGAGGAACGUCCAUUGGUUCCGCCAAAAUCGUCGCCAGAGAUGACCGUAAAUGGAUCAUAAGCUUUUAGAAUCAAGCAGGAAAGCAGAUCAUUUGUUCUAUUUGACGUAUAUUGCUGGUGACCGACUGCCAAAGCAAUACCUUUGCCUUCAGGGGGUGAUAAAUUCUGAUUAUGAAUUCCAAUAUUCCAUCGAGGACAUGUGGAGAGAUAUACUGUACAGGCCACUACGGCAGGAAGACAUUAAUACAGCUGCGUGCGAGGAUCUGCUCUUAUCCUUCAGUUUGCUAUUUCAGGCUUUGAGCUUAGUAAUUGUUGCUUUUGUAUAACGUUUCCUCGGAGUAAUAAUCUUAUGUUUCUCUCUCCUUUCCCACCUCCUUCCCCUUUCUUUCUGAUUUUUAUCCCCCUAGCUCCUUUACUUUGAUAGCGCCUUGCGAAGGAUCCAGGAUGCGGGUAAGGGGUGAUCAUGUUAUGAUUUCCUUUGUCAGAGUUAGUUGAACUUCGUGAUAUAGGGCACCAAAUAUAUGCC
Arachis ipaensis is the source of this 3321-nucleotide messenger RNA. NCBI's taxonomy places the organism in Eukaryota, Viridiplantae, Streptophyta, Magnoliopsida, Fabales, Fabaceae. The record is from RefSeq and is a predicted model, not a curated record.